Triticum aestivum (bread wheat) is the source of this 1611-nucleotide messenger RNA. RefSeq lists its product as uncharacterized. The transcript is spliced from 3 exons. The coding region runs from base 237 to 1499 and encodes 420 amino acids. Lineage: Eukaryota; Viridiplantae; Streptophyta; Magnoliopsida; Poales; Poaceae. The record is from RefSeq and is a predicted model, not a curated record.
ACAAAAUAAUUUUCCCGUCUCUGUGCUAUAGUAUAUUAUAACGCCGGCCCGUGCUUCCAGUAGAUGCCCGCAGCAAGCUAGCUAGCAUAUGUACUUCCAUGUCCAUGGUGCAUCGACAGCUAACAAGUGGUAGAUUUCAUCGACCAAGUACAUAGCUGCACCUGCACGAAGGCCAAUUGAUUGACUGGCUGCCAUCUUGGAAAACAUCUGCCCGCAAAGUGUAUAUAUAAGAAUCAAUGGAGUGGAGCCAAGGAUCUCAGCAGCGAAAAAUAUUGUCAGACGCUCAGACACCUCCAGUUCCUUCAGGAUUGCCAUUGUUUGGCAAGGUUGAGAAAUCGGAUGUAACAUGGUCAUGCAUAAUAGUAUUCAGGUUCACACUGUUGAGCAGUGUUGGCAAUUUGCUAGUGGUAUUUCAUUAUGAUGGUACCAGCAAAGACACAAGUGAGCUGCUAACUGGCACAAUGGAGGCUGUUAUUUGCUUCUAUUAUUUGAGCGCAUUAGCGCCUUCGAACGUGCGCCCCAACGAACGGAAUUUCGUAGACACAGGCGCUCUUGUUAUUAUGUCUUAUCUAUUAUUACUGGACAUCAACCUGAGCUUUCUCUGGCUGGCCCUCUUGCCCACCAUGGCCAUUGUUUUCAUUGGAGCGCUUUACAUCAAGCUCAAUCAUCAUACUAGCGAUAGCUAUGGAAAAGUUACUCCAGAAUCUUCUAACAUCGACGAGAAGACCAUCAAGACACCGAUGGAGCUUCGGAUCAUCGACGAGAAGACCAUCAAGACACCGAUGGAGCUUCGGAUCAUAGUGGUGGUGACUUUUGGGGCUCUCCUAGUCAUGGAUCAGCUCGACGACGAUACAGCUGGUGGGUUCACCAUCUCCCAGUUCCUCCUAUUCCUGAGCUCCACGGUGGCGGCACUGACGUGCAUGGUGAUGAAGCUGCCUGCCGACCGUUUUUUGGGCAGUGCUCCGGCGUCAGAGUUGCUCCAAAAGACCUUGCUUCUACUCCUACUGGUGACGGUGCACACAUUGGCCGCGGAGUUGUUAGGCGAGGACGUGGUUCUGUUCUGCAUGCCAGAGGUCAUCCCGGUGCUCCUCUGGCUCAGCCUUAACCUCGACCGCCCGCACCACAGCCCGCUCACCAACAUCUACAAAAUGAAGCGACACAUGAAGGGACUCACUAUUGCCCUAGGUGUAGUGGUGGUAGUUCCUCUUUUUGCGUACUUAGUGAGCUCCAUGGAUGUAUCUGGGCUCUCGUACUGCACGACGAUCAUGGUGGCAUGUGGCAUCUCAGGGGUUCUGACCUACUACAUUGUAUUCAUGCUAAACUACUGGCAUUGGCCGUGGCAGAAGCAACAAGCAACAGCUGACAGCAGCAGCAAGGACGAUGUGCAUUCCUCAGGUAUGCUCAAGUUCUGGGCAGAUGUUUUACUGAUAGCGGCGGCAGUGCUGCUCCUCCUAAGGUAUAUGGUUGAUGUCCGGCUUGAUCUCCAACAACCACUAUAGUUGGUAGACUAUGUCGAAAUUUGCGAUGACUAUGCUAGUAUAGUCCUAGUACUCCCUACUUGUGUAUGUAUGUUGUUAUUUUUUCACCAUAUAUACAUCCCAAUUAUGAGCA